Messenger RNA from Ruditapes philippinarum (Manila clam), 1556 nucleotides. RefSeq names its product GRIP and coiled-coil domain-containing protein 2-like. Gene Ontology annotation, biological process: regulation of apoptotic process. Gene Ontology annotation, molecular function: protease binding; death domain binding. The record is from RefSeq and is a predicted model, not a curated record. Bases 104 to 1474 code for a protein of 456 amino acids. The transcript is spliced from 3 exons. NCBI's taxonomy places the organism in Eukaryota, Metazoa, Mollusca, Bivalvia, Venerida, Veneridae.
CAGUCUUUAAGAAUUUGAUUCUUUAAUUUGAGGAAAAAUCUUUGUCAGUACAGAACAAAACUGGUAACAGAAAAGUUAAAGAAGAAAUACAGUUUAAUAAGAUAUGGAAGAAAGACACAGAUCAGCUCUUCGAAGACAGCGUCCUCGCAUUUGUGAAGAUCUUGAUUUAGGAACAAAGUUUUAUGCUGAAUUGAUACAAGCAAAAAUCUUUAAAGAGGAUCAGAUUGAACAAAUAAAGGCACAAUCUACAACUCGUGACCAAGUAACCAAACUGUUGGACCUUCUACCAAAAAGAGGACCGGAUGCUUUUGAAAAGUUUGUAACACUUAUCAGAAAGGAUUAUUAUUGGCUUGCAGUUGAGCUAGAAAAAGACGCCAAAUUCCAAAGUAUUCAAAAAGUCUCAACUGGAAACCAAAUCAAACUAUUCCCUUCAAACAGUCAAGAGAAAGUGAGUGAGCCACCAGACAUGACUAACACUAACCUAACCAAUGCUGCUUUCAAUGGAACUGACAAGGUUACAAACAAAAAGUUUAAUGAUAGAUGUUCAAGCCCUAUUCAAAUAAUUGAAUCUAAAAGAGAAAUCAUGGCAAAGCAAACACAUAGUACAACUCAAACUGAAGAAAUGAAGGAAGGACUAUUUGCUAAUGCAGAUGACAAGGCCAUUAAUGAAGAUGCCUUAUCAAAACAACAAAGUCAUUCUGCAGAAUCUAUAAACAUUGAAUCCUUGGAUAAUGAUGAUGCUCUACCAUGGAAUAAACAGGUUCAAAUGGAGGCCAUGAAGCAAUUGUAUACAAAAGUUAUUGGCAUAACAUCCCAUAAUACAGAAAAUAUAGAAAGCAAAGAAGUUACAUGGGAACAUAUAAACUGUGAAAUUGACAAAUUGGCAGAAAAGUUGAGAAAUUCUGAUGAUUCAAAAAUGCUUAAUAUGUGCUAUGAAAUACUUCCCAAAGGAACUUCAAAACAACCACUGAAUCAAACAAUGAAAAGAUUGCUAGAAGAGAAAGAAAAUCUUCACAAAGAGGUUAAACAACUAGAAGAGACCUGUGAACAAUUAGAAAAAGAGAAUAAGAAGUAUAUUGAUGAUGUGUAUAAAAAAACCAACAAAAUAAGAGAGCUAAAGAAAGACAAAAAAGAACAUGAUAAAACACUCGACAAAAUUAAAGAAAAUUAUGAAACAUCAUUAGAUGCUAAGGAUAAGACAUGUAUGGAACAGAUAGAAGAAAAAAACAAGAAAAUUGCGGAUCUGGAAAAGAAAGUGGAGGAAAUUUUAGCACAAAAGCCCAGUCAGAAGGUCCAAAAUGUACCAUUGAGUUCAAAUCCCUUUAAAGAAGUUUCUACAAGAAAACCUGGAAGAACAAGGGCUCAAAGAUCUGGGUUAAUUUCUUCACAGGCAUAUACCCCAAAACAAACUUUCUGCAGGCAAAGAGAUGGUCAUAGUAAGAUUCCAAAAGUUAUGAAAAAAGUUAAUUUGUAAACAUGAAUGUCAGUCAAACAGUGAUUUUACUACACGGUUGAAUCAACAGAGGCUUAAAUCACUAAUAUACAUUUCUGAAACU